Molecule: messenger RNA, 1721 nt
Organism: Vidua macroura (Pin-tailed whydah)
Lineage: Eukaryota; Metazoa; Chordata; Aves; Passeriformes; Viduidae
Exons: 9
Coding region: 74-1024 (316 amino acids)
Source: RefSeq, a predicted model, not a curated record
AAGCGCCGCCGGGACCCCUCAGCAGCCAUGUAGGGCCCGCGGCCGGGGCGGGAGGCGAGGCGCGGCCGCCGCCAUGGACGGCAGCGGCGCCGCGGCUGCGGCGGGGCCGAACGUGCCCAACCUCACCCCGCGGCACCGGCAGCUCAUCCCCACGCCCUGCGGCCCCAUAAAGCCAUGUUCAGAGCUCUCAUUCCCUGUGAAGAUCUACUUCUGUGUCACUAUUUUGUCCCUGCUGAGUGUCAUAGGGCUGACCAUCGAGACGCUGGUGCGCCAGACUGAGGAGGAUUUCACCAUUUCCUUCAUUCAGUUGGUUGGAGUUGUGUUCUGUGUGUAUUAUGUGAGCAGGGGCAUCCUGCAGGAGAACCGCCAGGAGCUCUCCGUGUUCGUGCUCUCCAUCCUGCUCGUGAUGCUGCGCUCCAUCAUCAACUUCAGCCUGCUCCCUGCUGAGCAGAAGCCAAAACUCCUGGCCCGGUUUGUGCUGAUCCUGCUGGUGGGCUCCUUCGAUGUCAUCUGUGCCCUCAUCCUCAUCCAGAGCCAGUCCAUGAUGGCAUUCCGGGUGGGGGGAGCCCUGGAGAGCCUCCAGUCCCAGUACUUCAUGCUCAACCUCUGCUUUUCCAUGCUCACUUUUGAUCUGCAGGCACAGCUGUGCCUGUGCAUCCUCCUGAUCAGCCUGCACGAGGUCACCCUGCUGCACAACAUCAUCUCAGCCACGGGCGUCGUCUGGGGCUGCCUGAAGGUCACCGUGGGCAUCAUUGCAAUUUUAAAAGAGCUGAAACCUCUGGUGUGGGUUUUCCUGAUUCAGAAUGUGCCUGAGGUGGUUUAUCUCAUCUACCUGCUCUACACGGUGAUAAGGGAGUGGGGCAAAGGCAAUUCUUACACCCUGGAAGCUGCUUUCAUCACUGGCUCCUGCAUUUCUGUCACAAUAAAAUCUGUUCUGUUCUGGGCUCUGGUUCACGUCUACCGCAGCUUCGGGCAGGGGCUGAGGGAGAGAAUGUUUUCUUCCUAUGGAAGGAUCGACUCCUGAGCCCUCCCCCUGCAGCUCUCCCACAGUGAAGCCACCCCAGGAGCUCCUGCCCGAGGACCUGCAGUCAGGGUGGCAGUAAAGGGUCACUUUCCCAGGAUGGAGGAGGUUCAGGAAGGUGUCACACGUUUCUUGGAGCAGUGCAGGUGGGACAGAGCUUAAAAAGCAAAACUUGUUUGGGAAAUUCCCAGCUGAUCCUGCUGACAGGACCAAGCAUCUUUUACUCCUUUUCCUGCUGCUGCUGCUUUGGAAGCACAGGGGGUUCACACCUGCAUGUGAGUGGGGAAUGCUGCUCCUUUCAAUGCUUUUGGCCUGGAUAGACACAAAGAGCACGAAGGAAAUUUGCUCACCCAUUCUCUGUACCCGAGUCUAGAAGGGGAUUGUGCUGCCAUCAUUUCCCAGCUUGGAUCCACUGCACAGCAGGUCCAGCCCUGAUGGGUUGGUGACAGUGGUGUCCCCUCUCUAAGGCUUCAUUUCCUCCUCUGGCUUCUGAAUAUUUCAAUUUUUUUUUUUUUUUUAACCCCAGCUACACAUGAAAACUCCUUGUAACCUCACCCCUCCCUCGGUGUAACCAAGGUGCCAUUUCAUACCAGUGGGACUGUUACAAUUAAGCCUUUAAUAUUGUAAUUUAAAAGUUUGGUAUUUUAUUGACUGGAACCUUUAACUACUGGCUAUUUUUAAAUAAAGUAUAAGCACAGUU